ACGAGUGAGGCCACAUUCUUUUACAUUUGAAUGUUGCUGCUUCUUAUUAUUGUUUAAUCGCAGCCAACGCAUCGUCCUCGUUGUUGUCCCUCGCCUUUCCUUUCAGUUAUGUUUUUGCUUCCGUUGCUGCGACGACCAUAUCAUCGGCAGGCAUCUUAACGAAGAUGAGCCCUUCUUUUCACAAAUGUGGGCUUUUUUGUUUUUUUCUAAUCAUCCGGGAAUUGUCCUGUAAAGGCCCGUCCCUUCCCCCGAGCCCGGUUAACGUCAGCUUCUCGUCGCUGAACCUGAGGAACGUGCUUCAGUGGAACCCAGGCGACGGAACUCCGGAUGGCACACGCUACACCGUCCAGUUCGCUUUCUACGGCGACAGCGUGGAGGGCAGCAAAGGCAAGCGGGUCAACUGGAGGCCCGUGCCUCGGUGCAAGGAAACGGCGAGGACGUGGUGCGAUUUGAGCCGCGAGACGUGGGACCUGCAGCAGGAGUACUACGGGCGGGUGCGCGCCGUGGGCUCCGCUCUUUCCAAAUGGGUCGUGACGCACAGGCGCUUCAAUCCAAAAUCUGACACUACGUUCGGGCAACCUCAAAUCUCGGUGGAAGUGAAGGACAACAACGCCAUCAUCUACCUGACCGGACCAAUCAGGUACCAGCCAGACGACCACGCCCCGCCCAUUUCCAUGGCUACCAUCUACCCGCAGAUGACCUAUAAUUUGUCAGUCUACAAUAUGCGCCAAGAGCAGGUGCACCAUUUUCCAGUCACCUUCAGCCCAUACAAAUACAGGCUGAUGGAUUAUGACACGGAAUACUGCUUCAGUGCAAAAACCAGAUUGCUUUCCUUGCACUUCCACUGCCACCAGUCAGAGAGGCACUGCAUCACCACGAGCAAAGAUCCUGUUACCGGCCAGGUGCGGAUGGUGGUUGUGGGUAUUGUGGUUCCGUCGCUGUGCAUCUGCAUUCUUCUGGUGGUCGGCUACGUUCUCUAUCACUACCUGAUGGGGAAUGGACAGAAAAGACCCAAUACCCUGGACUUGUUCUUGAUUCGACAUCAAACCAUGCCCUUACCGCACGACCCCAUCACCCCCCUCAAAAGCGGGCGCUCUUCGGACGACGAGGACAACGGCGCAUCAGACUGCGGACCUUCCAACGCCAUCUGGCAUCCGGAGCCAGGAGAACCCUGCGAUUACUUGCCGAGCUACGGCGUGGUCGGGGUGGCUACGACGGAGGGCGGUGAACAGGGCGACGCCCAUCCCGAAGAGUUGCGCGUUAAGAAUGCCAGCCAACCCGCGUCUCAGUGCUACUUGCCGCAAGCGCAAAGCAGACAACCUCUGGAAAAUGUCGCCCAAACUCAGGCAGACUUCCCAACGUGUUAUUUGGCGAAUACGCCUCCAAAUGUGCCAGUGACCAAGGGGAAGGAGGUGACAGGGAGUCCAUACCAGAUGCGAAGGGAAGACAUUCAAAGCACGCCACCCCCUUUCGCCUGCCACGCUGGUUCCUCGAAGCUAACCGCUGACAACUAUGGCGUCCUCGUGCCGACGGUCGCCGAGCAAGACGAGGAGGCAGGACCGCUCUGUAUUGACUGGGACCCUCAAAUGAGGCAGCUGGUGCUGCCGGGGCUGGAGACGACGAGUCGGGGGGAGGGCGAAGGAGGCGGCGAGAAGGUGGCAAAUGGCGAUCUGAGGGUGGAAAAGGUGUUCGUCAGGCAAGCGUCAAGGGAAGAGGCGGGGCCGCGGCCGGCGGGCGCUGCAGGCUGGGAGGUGGACGAAAUUGCCAAAAAAUGGAACUUGGUCAUCUCCAGUGAAUGAGUAGCACUGCCUUAACACACUGACCUGUGGCAUGGGCUCUUCUUGCCUUCCACUGUUGCACCUUUUUGAGUCUUCGGGGCCACCGCACUUGGACUUGGAGCUGCGUGAAAGUGCGUCGAAACCCAGCUGGCCCGGCGAGUAACGUGCGUGUCAGGAAACGAGUCUGUCGAGUUGAUUGGUUUUUACCCGGCGAACCCGCCAGCCAGUGUGCAUGUUGAGUGACUUGUGGCCAUCCAAAUGUGCUGAUUACGUGUUUGUUUUCACGUUUCACCCCCCCCCCCCCCCAAUAAAGCGAUUGAAAAUGUA
This is a messenger RNA of Phyllopteryx taeniolatus (common seadragon), 2105 nucleotides long. It is a transcript of the gene il20ra, whose product is annotated as interleukin 20 receptor, alpha. The record is from RefSeq and is a predicted model, not a curated record. Gene Ontology annotation, molecular function: protein binding. Bases 165 to 1799 code for a protein of 544 amino acids. The transcript is spliced from 7 exons. NCBI's taxonomy places the organism in Eukaryota, Metazoa, Chordata, Actinopteri, Syngnathiformes, Syngnathidae.